Messenger RNA from Achroia grisella, 2995 nucleotides. RefSeq names its product 3-ketodihydrosphingosine reductase (gene Kdsr). Lineage: Eukaryota; Metazoa; Arthropoda; Insecta; Lepidoptera; Pyralidae. Gene Ontology annotation, molecular function: 3-dehydrosphinganine reductase activity. Gene Ontology annotation, biological process: sphingolipid biosynthetic process. The transcript is spliced from 3 exons. Bases 186 to 1187 code for a protein of 333 amino acids. The record is from RefSeq and is a predicted model, not a curated record. Gene Ontology annotation, cellular component: endoplasmic reticulum membrane.
ACUGAAAUUAUCUUGUCGCUUUGGGUGAGGUGAGGUAUUUUCAGUGAUUGUCCAUGGUUUUAUUAAUUUUUAUAGCGGUUUCUCUACGCCGGCUGACCGAAUAAUUAUAAAAUUUGUUUGUAUUUAAUUAUUCCAAUUCCAAUAAUAAGUACGCAUAAUAAUAUUACAUUUAUUCCCUUUUAAAUAUGUUUUUAUACGUUGUAAUUAUUGUUAUCACUUUAGUUGCUCUAUUAGCGUAUAUAUUAAGUAGUUCGUUAGAUAAAAAAACUGUUUACAAGGACUUAAAGCAAAAACAUGUCGUUAUCACUGGUGGCUCCAGCGGCAUAGGGAAAGCGGCUGCUGUGGAAGCGGCGAGGUUAGGUGCACACGUUACUAUCAUAGGCCGCAAUGUGCAUAAUCUUAAGUCAGCAGUUGAUGAAAUUACUUCUCAAUGUUUAGAUAAAAAUAUCCAAAAAAUACAGUAUGCUUCACUAGAUGUCACAUCCGAUUAUGAUUCUAUAUCGACAUGUUUGUCUAGUCUGGAACAAAAUGUAGCUCCCAUAUUUAUGCUGGUAAAUUGUGCGGGAAUGUGUAUUUGUGGAAAAUUCGAAGAUAUGAAAGUUGAAGAUAUAAAGCAAAUGAUUGAUCUCAAUUAUUUUGGAACUGCUUACUCAACUAAAUAUGUUCUACCUGGCAUGAAGAAGAGAAAUGAAGGUGUUAUUGUUUUUGUUUCUUCAGAAGCAGCUUUCAUUGGAAUUUAUGGCUACAGUGCAUACAGUGCAUCCAAAUGGGCCUUGCGUGGUUUAGCAGAAGCAGUCCAGAUGGAAUUAGUAGGUACUUCAGUUAGGUUAACAGUGUCAUUUCCACCAGAUACUGAUACACCUGGUUUAAAGACUGAAGAGUUAACAAAGCCCAAGGAAACUAAACUUAUAUCUGGUACUGGAGGUUUACAUCCUCCAGAGGAAAUUGGCAAGAAACUUAUCCAUGAUGCACUGACUGGAAAAAUAUAUUCUGUAUAUGGUAUAUCUGGACAAUUAUUAUCAAUAUUGUUUGGAGCAUCAGUUGAGAGCACCACACAAGUUCUAAUACAAGUAUUUUCUAUGGGAUUUCUUCGAGCAAUUAUGGUAAAUUUUAUUAUGACUUUCAACAAGAUUGUGAAGGAUGGACUGACUGAAAGAAACAAAGAGGAAGAAAAGAAAGAAAAAUAGUUUAUUUUGUAUACCACUAUCACUGUGCAUAUACAUAUACCUCAUAAUUUAUCACCAACUAUUAUAAACUAAUAUCCACAACGGAAUGUGGAUAUUAAGAAGUUGACAAGGUGAAUAGGUAAAGGAACUGGGGCUAUUGAAACUGUAAACUAGUAUUGAAACUAUUUAAAUUACCUAUAUUUGUUUUUCAAAUUGUGAAUGCAUGUAAGCAAAUUUUAUAAACUAGAACACUUGUAAAAUAAAAAUAAAAUAUUUUAUAACCAUGUGGAAACUCAUUAAGUAUUUAUUCACUUUGUAAUGUGUAUUGUAUGUAUAUGUAUCCAGCGUGAUUAAUAAACUGUAAUAACUUCUAUGUUAAUUCUUUAAAAUUAAUUUGGAAUUAAAUACUAAGAUUUACCAAAGAAUAUUCCGUAUGUUAAUAAGUUGAAUUUUAUUAUUAGUCUUGGUGAUUAUGUGAAAUUAUUACAAUUAAGUAUUUAAACUGGUUUAGAAAUAAACUGUUUACUUUUCGUAUAUCUAUAUCAUUUACUAGAAUAUAGCAGAAUUGUUUCUGUUACCUUAUGUAUGACGUUGAUGAUUAUAUAAGGAAAACAUCCAAAUUUGUUAUGAUUGAUGAUAUGUGUAAAAAUAGAUAUUUGUAUUAACAUUAUAUAUUGUCGGUGUUUUAAAGUUUGAUUCAUGUGUUAAAAAUUUAUGUAAAUUUUUCUUUGAUACAUUUUUCUACUUAAGAUGUACUUGUAGAAAGUGUAUGUUUAUGUAACAAUUGUUUCACUGUUAACACUCGGUUUACAGUAAUAAAAUGGAUUUCUGCUGUUCAGUGGGGCGUAGCUUAGUGGGGCAACUGUUCUAGUUCUAUUAAUUAGCACUCAACUUUCAGUAUCUUGCAAAGGUAUAUAGCUUGCGCAGCUAUAUACGCUAUAUAACUAUUCGCGCCGUAACGUGAUGCGUCCAAGAUGAUAGGCCAAAACUUUCUAAAAAUUAAUGACUCAAAUUUGCGAUAAAAUAAUAAAUAAAGAAAAGUAUUAACUAUGUACCUACUAGCAUAAUUUACUAGUGUAACAGAAAUGGUAAACUAAUGGGAAUAUUAUGUAUUAAUGAUUAUGAAGUAGGAUUUAGUCCUUCUGAUUUGCAAAGAACAUGUUAUUGAUUUACUACAAAAAUUUCAUCAUUCUACUAUAUCUCGAUAAAAUUGCUAUAGCUGAGUUUCUGUAAAGAAAAAGGAAUAAUUUAUCAAUGAAUAAGCUCUUUUAAUUAGUAAUAUUUUAUUUUUAUUCUAAUACACAUACACAUAUGUUAUUGGUCCAGUGUCUGUUACGUACCAUAUACAUUAUGCAUAGGUAUUUAUACUAUUCAAAUAUUUUUUAUUAUAUAUAUGUCUGAUACUAUUUUGUAAUGGGAAUGUAUCCCAGUGCAUUCGCUUUUGUUUAUCUGUAACUUGCGUGAAUUUUUAUGCAUAUGUCUAGCACAGAAAAAUAUUUGUAUGAAUAGGAUUUAUAAUAUAUAGGUACUUGUAUAAUUGAAUGUAAUAUAAAAAAGAAUUCAAUCUAUAAGAGAUUUUAAAUUCAUAUUUUUUUAAAUUAAAAAGCACAAUUUUGUACCAGUUACACAACUAUAUAUAAAAUAUAUGUUAUUUAAUUUUAGUAUAAAUGUUAAUCAAAUUUUGUAAUAAGCAUUGAUGAUGAUAAAACACUUAAUUUUAGUAUGUCAAAAGUGACUUUGCUAGGGUUGAGUCAUUACUGCUACACUACAUUAUUGCUUUUAAAUUAAAAAUUAUAUAAUAUUGCAUAUAAACAUUAUUAAAUGUGCCU